Molecule: messenger RNA, 483 nt
Organism: Pteronotus mesoamericanus
Lineage: Eukaryota; Metazoa; Chordata; Mammalia; Chiroptera; Mormoopidae
Gene: TFF3
Product: trefoil factor 3
Exons: 3
Coding region: 22-306 (94 amino acids)
Biological process (GO): maintenance of gastrointestinal epithelium
Source: RefSeq, a predicted model, not a curated record
AGCCUUCCCGGCCGCCGCGGCAUGUCCUCUGAGCGGCCGGGUCCCCAGUGCCCGUCCGUGACCAUGGAGGCCAGAGCGCUCUGGCUGCUGGCGGCAGCCCUGAUCUUGGCGUCCUCCGGCACGUCCGGGCAGUACGUGGGCCUGUCGGCGAGCCAGUGCGCCAUCCCGGCCGGCGACCGGGUGGACUGCGGUUACCCCGAGGUCACCCCCGAGCAGUGCAACAGCAGGGGCUGCUGCUUCGACUCGAGCAUCCCUGAGGUGCCCUGGUGCUUCAAGCCUCUGCAGGACACAGAAUGCACCUUUUGAAGCCUCGCCCAUGGGCCCCCGGACACCGUGGGGGAUGAGUUUCCACACUCUGGAGUCCUGCCUACCCCUCUCUGCUUUUCUGCUCUGGACAAGGUUUUGGCGGAGACCUCCGGGCAAGGCUCUGGCUGACACCUAAGGUCUGGAGCCUGGUGACUUCUGGAAUAAAACCCAUACCCA